Molecule: messenger RNA, 879 nt
Organism: Spea bombifrons (plains spadefoot toad)
Lineage: Eukaryota; Metazoa; Chordata; Amphibia; Anura; Pelobatidae
Product: Y-box-binding protein 1-like
Exons: 1
Coding region: 1-879 (292 amino acids)
Biological process (GO): regulation of gene expression
Cellular component (GO): nucleus
Molecular function (GO): nucleic acid binding
Source: RefSeq, a predicted model, not a curated record
AUGAUCAACGAGGAACAGGUAGCCAUCUUGGACAGCAAGCCUGGUGAUGAACCGGUGGCUGCCGUAGGAGAGAAGAAAGUUAUCGCCACCAAGGUUUUGGGGACUGUCAAGUGGUUUAAUGUGAGAAGUGGAUAUGGUUUUAUUAACCGGAAUGACACCAAGGAAGAUGUGUUUGUACAUCAGAGUGCCAUUAAAAAGAACAACCCCAGAAAGUACCUUCGCAGCGUGGGUGAUGGGGAGACUGUGGAGUUCGAUGUAGUAAAAGGAGAAAAGGGAUCAGAAGCAACUAAUGUAACCGGUCCUGGUGACGUUCCAGUCCAAGGCAGCAAAUACGCCGCAUACCGUAAACGUUACAGACGCUAUCCGGGCCGUAGGGGUCCAUCGAACCACCAGGAGAAUUACCAAAAGAAUGAAGAUGAAGGCAAGCCAGAAGAAACUGAGAAAUCACCAAAAGGAGACGAUACUGACCAAGAGUACCCAUACCGCAGGCGUCGCUACCCACUGUCCAACCUGCGGAGAGAGUAUCAGCGCAGACCUCAGUAUUCAAACCCCGCAGCCCAGGGAGAAGGGGCAGAGGAACCGGACAACCAAGCUGCAGGAGACCAAGGAAAACAAAACAAGGGCUUCAGAACAAGAUUCCGCCGGGGGCCACCUCGCCAGAGACAACCCAGAGAAGACUGGAACGAAGAGGACAAAGAGAAUCAGGGAGACGGUACCCAGGGUCAGCAACCACAACCACGUCGAUACCGCCCUAACUUUAACGACAGGCGCAGACGCCAGCAAAACCCUGAGCCGAAAUACAGCAAGGAGACCAAGCCACCCAGAACAUCGUCUGAGAACACCUCCGCUUCCGAGGCUGACCAGGUCGGGGCCGCGUAA